This is a messenger RNA of Arabidopsis lyrata subsp. lyrata, 1239 nucleotides long. RefSeq names its product ethylene-responsive transcription factor ERF110. The coding region runs from base 355 to 1011 and encodes 218 amino acids. Gene Ontology annotation, molecular function: DNA binding; DNA-binding transcription factor activity. The record is from RefSeq and is a predicted model, not a curated record. NCBI's taxonomy places the organism in Eukaryota, Viridiplantae, Streptophyta, Magnoliopsida, Brassicales, Brassicaceae. Gene Ontology annotation, biological process: regulation of DNA-templated transcription; ethylene-activated signaling pathway. The transcript is spliced from 2 exons.
AAACCGAAACCGAAUGGACCCAACCGAUAACCGAACGGUUAACCGAAAGCCCAGUCCUAAGACGAUGAGUUUUGUCCCGUGUUUAAAAUUAAUUUAGAUGUAUAUAUACACAGCUUCUGGUUUGUGUGACAACUUUGUUUCCAUAUAUAAAUUAGUCAAGCCUCUAUAGAUAGACUACAUUCGGAAAAAAUACUAGUUUAUUGGUGUUAUUUGUCGCUCCUCAAGGUGGCAAACCAAGGAGAACAAGAAGAGUCCAGGGCCAAUGAGCCUGAGGGUAUCGAAUCAGUGGUUGAUGACGUCUACAAUUUUGAAGACGACCCUGUUGUUGAUAGGUUCAAUAGGUUCGGCACGGAGAUGUCUGCCAUGGUCUCGGCUUUGACACAGGUUGUUUCUGCUCGCUCUCAGACUGAGGCCGAAGGGGCUCACUCUUCUUCCUCUUCGGCUGGACAGAAGAGAGGUUGGCUUGGAAUCGAUUCUGUGCCUAUUCCCUCCCCAUUUGCUCGAGUAGACUCUUCACUUAGUCCGAUCGAAGAAUCAACAAGCAAGGCAUUACCAGAGGAAGCAAGGGAGAAAAGAAGGAGAUACAGGGGAGUAAGGCAAAGACCAUGGGGCAAAUGGGCGGCUGAGAUACGCGAUCCACAUAGAGCCGCUAGAGUUUGGCUCGGGACGUUUGAUACAGCGGAAGCCGCGGCUAGAGCCUACGACGAGGCUGCACUCAGGUUCCGUGGAAAUAAAGCAAAGCUUAAUUUCCCAGAGGAUGUAAGAAUUCUUCCUCCUCCUCCUCCUCUUCUUCCUCCACCAGCUGACACGGCGGCGAAUAAAGCAGAAGAGGAUCUGAUAAAUUAUUGGAGUUAUUCAAAGUUGUUGCAAAGUUCAGACCAACGGUUAAUCCCCGAGCGAGGACAAGAAGAGAGUACCAACAUACUAGAACAUUUACCAAUGGAACAACCUUUGCCUCCUUCAAGUUCUGGUCCAAGUUCCUCUGAUUUUUGUGGACCUUCCUCUACCUAAUACAUUACAUAUUUCACUUUUAUUAACAAACAGUCUACAAAACCAUUUAAAUACGUAGCUAAAAGAAAAUGAUUUUUCUUGUCUCUAUACAUUGCUAAGUGCUAAACAAUAUAUAUUGUACUCUGUUUUGCCUUAAGUAAUCUCUCUCUUUUCGUUGUAGAAUCUUUCUUUAUCAUCCAAAUUUCAUUUCCUCGUUCUAGUUUCGUAUCUCAUUAUGUCAAAACGAUU